AUGCUUCAAACGCAGGCGCAGCACGUUUUCUCCCAUCAACACCAAUACCCGCAGGCUGAUCCCUCGUGGCUGCAGCAUCAGCAGCAGCAACAGCAGCAGCAGCAACACCAACAGCAGCAGCACCACCAAGCCCAACACCACCCGCACCAGGCUCAACAGCAGCAUUCUUCGCUAGUCGCCCAGCAGCAUGCCCAGGUUCAAGCGGCUGCGGCCGCUGCGGCCGCCGCUCAACAACAACAUUACAACCGCAUCGCGAUGGUCGGAAACGCUGGGAACCCCGGUCAAGGCGCAGGCGCUGGAGGGAUCGGUGCGGAAGGCUCUCUGCCCGGUUCGGUGUCGAUGGUAGAUGGUGGGAUUAGCGAGGAGAACCGCAAGGUUUUUAUCUGGGUGGCUGAGUUGCUGGAUCCUAAUCGCAGGGAGGCGGCUCUUAUGGAACUGAGCAAGAAGAGAGAGCAGGUUCCGGAGUUGGCGCUGGUUAUUUGGCACUCGUUUGGCGUGAUGACCGCGCUUCUGCAAGAAAUUAUCUCCGUUUAUCCUUUAUUGAACCCCUCACAACUUACGGCCGCGGCCUCGAAUCGGGUCUGCAACGCAUUGGCCCUGCUGCAGUGUGUUGCGUCUCACAAUGAGACUCGCACCCUGUUUUUGAACGCCCACAUUCCUCUUUUCCUGUAUCCGUUCCUUAACACGACAUCCAAAUCGCGCCCCUUCGAAUACCUCCGCCUCACCUCGCUGGGCGUCAUCGGGGCGCUGGUCAAGAACGACUCGUCCGAUGUCAUCAACUUCCUCCUCACCACCGAAAUCAUCCCUCUUUGCCUUCGAAUCAUGGAGACGGGGUCUGAGCUGAGCAAGACCGUGGCCAUCUUUAUCGUACAGAAGAUCUUACUUGAUGACAUCGGUCUGGCGUAUAUCUGCGCGACGUAUGAGAGGUUCUAUGCGGUGGGGACCGUCUUGAGCAAUAUGGUCACCCAGUUGGUGGAGCAGCAGACUGUCCGGCUGCUCAAGCACGUUGUGCGUUGCUUUUUACGCCUGAGUGACAAUAGCCGCGCACGCGAGGCCCUACGACAAUGCCUCCCCGAACCCCUGCGGGAUGCUACCUUUUCUUCCGUCCUCCGGGACGAUGCGGCCACCAAGCGCUGUCUCGCGCAGCUCCUGAUCAACCUUUCGGAUAAUAUCUCCGACGGCACGCAGGGGAUCGCCAUGUAA
Messenger RNA from Aspergillus campestris IBT 28561, 1203 nucleotides. Its product is annotated as Rcd1-like cell differentiation family protein. The transcript is spliced from 4 exons. Lineage: Eukaryota; Fungi; Ascomycota; Eurotiomycetes; Eurotiales; Aspergillaceae. Gene Ontology annotation, cellular component: P-body; CCR4-NOT core complex; CCR4-NOT complex. The record is from RefSeq and is a predicted model, not a curated record. Bases 1 to 1203 code for a protein of 400 amino acids. Gene Ontology annotation, biological process: mRNA catabolic process; negative regulation of translation.